CGCGGCCAGGCGGCUAUCCGGCGCCCAGCAAUGGCAGUAGCGCCUUAUAACUUAAAAUCACCAAAAUAAUCAGGACGGGGGGAAUUAUUCUUAUAGACUUUUCCUAGUCGCAUUCAACUACUUAUGUAAAACGUUUUAAAGCAGGCAUAUAAAAAAGCCAUCGUGAUUUGAAAAAUGAAUUUUUAUUAUUUUGAAUGCAUAUUAAAUAUACCUAACCCAAUAACUCAAUAUUUCAUUGGUGAUUUUAAGAAAAGUGAGUAAAAGCCAGCGACGUGAAAGGAGCAAUAGCGACCAACAGAUGGCGACGGUCGCCGUGGUUUUUAGUCCUGCACGUCAGCCGAUGAAAGAUUAUGUCACGCGUAUUCAGAAUAAUGAAGAUGUGCCGCAUAAUAAAUACUAUUAAGUGUAUUAUCAUUAUGAAUAAAUGGCAUAAAAAGAUUUGUACAAAUGGAUAGUACGCUUAUCUUUGACGGUUUAUGUUAAAAAACAUAAACUACAACAUUUCUUAAGCAACAAGUGGUACUGCCUGAAAUAGGUUUGCACUGGCAUUUCAAAUAAUCCUAAAAUAAUACUUGUGUGAUUUCGCACUAAACCAUGCCAAAGUAGAUAUUUGUAUAUAUUACUGGUAUUUUCUUUUUUUCAUGAAGUUUGCAUUUUCUCUUGUUCACACAUGACUAAUUGCUCGUUUUCCUCUAUUGUCCUGCACCGCCCGACUAAUUCCCCGGGCCCCGGGCGACCUGAUCCACCCUCGCAAUCCCUCCGCUAAUCCGGGCUCCGUCUUUGUGCGCUGCGAUGGCCGGACGCCCGUGAUCUGCGUGUGCAUGCUGUCUGGACCGGUGUCGUCGUUUAAAACCCUGCGAUGACCGCUUUCUCUCUCUCAGAUAGGAGAAUUUUGCACCAGUCUCCUUGAUCAUGCUUGUACUGCUUUACCUCCAUGUCUUCCUAAGCUUCUUCUUCUUGCAGGUGGCCUGUUCCUCCUGCCCAUCGCAGUGCACCUGCACAGACCACAACAGCUCCGAUGGGACAAGCACGAGAUCUGUGCUGUGCGACGACCCCGACAUGUCAGACAUUCCAGCCAACAUCCCCAUGGACACGGUAAAGCUGCGCGUGGAGAAGACAGCCGUCCGCCGCAUCCCCGCCGAAGCCUUCUACUACCUGGUGGAUCUGCGCUACCUCUGGGUGACCUACAACGCCGUGGCACUGGUGGAGCCCAGGAGCUUCUACAACCUGAAGGAGCUGCACGAGCUUCGGCUGGACGGCAACCAGCUGACCUCCUUCCCGUGGGAGGAGCUUCGCGAGACGCCCCGCCUGCGCACACUGGACCUGCACAACAACCGGCUGAGCGUGGUGCCGGCCGAGGCCGCCCCCCUGCUGGGCCACAUCACCUACCUGGACCUGUCCAGUAACAAGCUCACCUCGCUGUCCCCUGACCUCAUGGACAUCUGGCCCCCCUUCUCUGGUGUGAUACGGAGCUCCAAUGCCUCCCAAAAAGUGGUACUUGGGCUUCAAGACAACCCAUGGGUCUGCGACUGCCGGAUCUCCAAGCUGAUUGAGCUUUCCAAGAUGACGGUAACAUCAGUGGUGCUGCUAGACCAGCUCCUGGUCUGCAGUGGUCCUGAAAACCUGGCCGGCGUGCUGUUCUCUCGGGUCGAGCUGGACCGGUGUGUCAAGCCAACGGUCAUGACCUCUGCUACCAAGAUCACGUCACCCCUGGGCAGCAAUGUGCUUCUGCGCUGUGACGCUACCGGUCUUCCAACCCCCAGCCUCAUCUGGACCAGGUCCGACGGCUCGCCCGUCAACAGCACAGUCGUUCAGGAAUCUCCAGGCGAGGGUGUCAGAUGGUCCAUUAUCAGUCUCAAUGGAGUACAGUACAAAGAUGCUGGGGACUAUCACUGCAAGGCCAAAAAUUUGGCUGGGACAGUAGUGGCAUCUAUCACUCUUACGGUAGCAGGGGAUACGGAUGCACCUGCAAGUGGAGGAGGGUUCGCCCAGAAGUCUGGUGUGGAAAAGGAGAGACAGGCGGACUCUGUGCCGGUGACCCCCAUUACCACCCAACAUACCACCACCAGCACUCUUACCACCACCCUGUCCCCACCCCCCACCAAGAAACAGCCCCCUUCACUGGACGGCCAACAAGGGUCGCCUGCCAAAAUGCAUCAGGAGAACCUCAAGAAGAUGCCACCACAGGACGAGAAUUCCAAAGGGAACAGCACCAGGCUUGCCUUACAGAAGCUGUCCGUCAAGAACAUCCAGGUUGUUGAGGAGAACACUGACAGCGUGGUGCUGGUGUGGAAGGCGGAUGUGGUCCCUGGCAACGUGCCACUCGCCAUAGUGUACUCCCCAUAUGAGGAGAAGGUGAAACAGACGGUCACCACUGAGGUGGGUAAGGGAAAGCUAGCCUUGGAGGGCCUGAAAGCCAACACCAAGUACAUGGCCUGCCUAAUCGUCAAAGGGGGGCAGUCAAGGCGAGACCAGUGCGUGAGCUUCUCCACGGCCAAGGAGGUGGCAGCGGAGGUCACCAGUCCCACGCUGAUGGUCGUCAGCAGCUUUGCAUGCGUCCUUGCCGUGCCCAUGAUAGCUCUGCUGCUCUACAAGAUCCUGUCUCUGUUUUGCAAGCGGAGGAGAAGCGCGAGGGAGAACGAGCUCUCCAGGGAGACUUACGUGAAGUUCGAGACGCUGUCUCUGAAGCCAAGGACAGCGAGCAAUCAGCCCGCAGAGCUGUGGACAUGCGGACAGGGGCAGGAGUCAGAGAGGAUGCUCCUGUGCUCCAGAUCCAGCAUGGACUCCCAAGGAACCUGCAAAAGCGGACGCUGCAAAAUGGAGCUCUUCUGCUAGCCAGGAUACCUACACUGCUGGUACACGAGCCACUGAACACUGGCAUGUUCUUGUGGAUCCUCACAUACAUGGAUUGAUAUGUUUGGUGACCAGUUUUAAAUGUGUUCUUAAUUGAGCCUUAAUUUUGAUGCAAACCUUCAACUUGUUGUCCUAGCACAGCAUUUACAUCCAUGACAUUGCUUAAUAUUUUCUGACAAAGUGAUUAUUUAUGAAAAUGUUGCGUUAUCCUCUUUUUUAUUUUUGUAUGUUGGGUUUUUCCCAGCAUUGCAAAAGCACAUAUUCCUCAGUUGUGACGAACGGAUGUUACUGUAAACUGAGGGGAAGUAGAAGAGCAGCAAUGAAAAAAGCUGUGUGCUGAGUUCAACGUGGGGUCAUUGAAAUGAGGAUGGAUAUCUUACUCAAGGUGUAACUGUACAAAAUCACCAGAAAAGGGUUAAAAGCAGUGGAGGACUGAUUUGUCUGAGAAGUAUCAGACAGUGUGAAAAUAAAGAGGUUUGUGUGUGUAUGUAUAUAUAAAGUCACUAUCCCACAAUGCAUUUCUGCCCUACUGGUGACGGCAGGGUGACUGAUGUGUCUGGCAGCACACGCUGUUCCAGUCGACGCUCGGUCCCGCGGCGCGAUUGUGGCACCGUCUGGGGAGGUGCUGUUGACAGAGGAUUCCAGCGCUAUCAAACUGGUGUUAAGUUUUCUGGAUUUCUUUUGAAGAGGGCUGCCUGAUCUUUGAGGAUAAGAUGUAAUUCCUACCUGCUGUAAUUCCUGGACCCAGACAUUACGUAUGAUUCUAUUUUUGGUCCACUCCCUGUAUGCAAUUACAAUGUAAUUGCAAAGCAAUUACAAUGUAAUUGCAAAGCAAUUACAGUAAUUAACACCACAUUUACCUUCAAACGUAGGAUCUGAAUUCAGGGCUUACAUGAUUAUAUAAGCAUUACUUUCAUAAUCCUUAAUUCAUAUUUAAUUUCAGUUCAUUUUUAAAGCCAAUAUAUCAUCAAAUUGCUUUGCAUAUUUUCAUACGUGAAUUGACAUGUAUCUGGUUUCCUUAUUAUACCUUGAAGUCUUCCACAUAUUUUUGCAUUAUACGUAAACGUUUUAAAUAAUUACUUCAGCUUGAGUGCGUGUUUAAUUAACUGAAUUUUUCACUGGUUAACGGAAACAAGUAAAACUACAUUCUAAGUCCAGAAUCUCUGGAAAUGUCUGUUUACCAGGAAGGAUGUAUUAAAACUACAACAAUAUUUUUAAAAAUCGACAGUUUAAAAUAAUAACAAGUGGCUUAUAAAUGAAAUCGAAUAAGACAUUUGGCUGGGACAGUUGGGCAGUCUGAAUAACUCUGUCUGGACAUUCGGCGCUUAGUCUUUAAUUGGAUUAAUAGGUCUUUCGGCUUCGAGGCGAAGGAGGGCUCUGCCUUUCUCCGGUCUGCUCUGUCUGAGCGCCUCCUAGUGUCACGUACCGUGAUGGCGCUGCUGUGACAUGAAUCUCUGUGCUCUUGCCACACAGUCUGUCUGCGGCAGCGAGCGAGAAACGCAGGAGAUCAGGUUGAGAUCGCAGACGUGCAGGCUGGAGAUGCACUUCCCUUUGAAUUCCGUCUUAGCCUUAAGUGUUCGCACACUUUGGUGUUCAUCGUUUUACUGUCCUGUCUAGAGAAGACCGCAUUCUGUCACGUCCCAAGAUGCCUUACGAAUGGCUGGUAUACUCCUGUUAGUUCCCUUAAUGGGUUCUAGCUCAGAUUCAGAUUCCGAUGUUCGGAAGCAAACCGAGUGUAAGUUCUUCUUGUAUAUCCUGAACUGCGUGUUAAUGUUAUUUAAAAAAAAAAAAAAUACUACAAUGAUACUGGAAUUAUUAUAUAAUAUUGCACUGUAAUGCCAAUGGUGAAUUGCUGUCUAAUGUGCUUUUACUUCAAUAUAUCAUUGUUAUAAUGAUUGUUUUCAUUAAACAUGUGUCCUGUGAAUAUGA
Molecule: messenger RNA, 4782 nt
Organism: Paramormyrops kingsleyae
Lineage: Eukaryota; Metazoa; Chordata; Actinopteri; Osteoglossiformes; Mormyridae
Product: leucine-rich repeat, immunoglobulin-like domain and transmembrane domain-containing protein 3
Molecular function (GO): protein binding
Source: RefSeq, a predicted model, not a curated record